CCCCAAUGUGUUUUUAGAGACCACUGUGGCCUUUGGAGGUUGAUCAACAAAUGCUAUUUGCAAAAUCACAAAUUGAGAAUGCACCUGGCAUAAGGAAUGAUACUAUAGUUUAUGCACCUAUAUAUCGAAAUGCUUCAAUGUUUAAAAGGAGUUAUGAACUGAUGGAGGACAUGCUUAAAGUUUUCAUCUACCAGGAUGGAGAAAAACCUAUCUUCCAUCAGCCUAUCCUUGAAGGAAUAUAUGCAUCAGAAGGAUGGUUUAUGAAGCUUAUGCAAACUAACAAAAAAUUUGUUACAAAAGACCCUAGAGAAGCUCAUUUAUUUUACAUUCCUUAUAGUUCACGGCUUCUAGAAUUAACACUCUAUGUACGCAAGUCACAUAGUCGUACAAACCUCAUUGAGUACAUGAAAAAUUAUGUGGACAUGAUAGCAGCAAACUAUUCAUUCUGGAACAGAACUGGUGGAGCAGAUCAUUUUGUUGCUGCAUGUCACGACUGGGCACCAGCUGAAACUAGGGGACUUAUGUUAAAUUGCAUCAGAGCUCUUUGCAAUGCUGAUAUUGAUGUUGGCUUCAGCAUAGGCAAGGAUGUGUCUCUUCCAGAAACAUAUGUGAAAUCAGCUCAGAAUCCUCUCAAAAAUUUGGAAGGCAACCCUCCCUCCCAGAGACCCAUCCUUGCUUUCUUUGCAGGGCAAUGCAAACUACAUUCAAUACAUGAAGAGCAGCAAGUACUGCAUUUGCCCAAGGGGUCAUGAAGUCAACAGCCCGCGAAUAGUGGAGUCCAUAUUCUAUGAGUGUGUUCCAGUAAUAAUAUCUGACAACUACAUACCUCCUUUUUUUGAAGUCUUGGACUGGGAAUCCUUUGCUGUUUUCGUGUUGGAGAAGGAUAUCCCGCAUUUGAAGAGUAUACUACU
Messenger RNA from Hevea brasiliensis (rubber tree), 911 nucleotides. RefSeq names its product probable glycosyltransferase At5g03795. Gene Ontology annotation, molecular function: glycosyltransferase activity. The coding region runs from base 51 to 752 and encodes 233 amino acids. NCBI's taxonomy places the organism in Eukaryota, Viridiplantae, Streptophyta, Magnoliopsida, Malpighiales, Euphorbiaceae. The transcript is spliced from 4 exons. The record is from RefSeq and is a predicted model, not a curated record.